Raphanus sativus (radish) is the source of this 1541-nucleotide messenger RNA. Its product is annotated as citrate synthase 5, mitochondrial-like. NCBI's taxonomy places the organism in Eukaryota, Viridiplantae, Streptophyta, Magnoliopsida, Brassicales, Brassicaceae. The transcript has 7 exons. Gene Ontology annotation, biological process: tricarboxylic acid cycle; carbohydrate metabolic process. The record is from RefSeq and is a predicted model, not a curated record. Gene Ontology annotation, cellular component: mitochondrial matrix. Bases 1 to 819 code for a protein of 272 amino acids.
AUGUCGAUUCCUGAAUGCCAGAAAGUAUUACCUGAGGAUUACGUCUUUAAAGCUAUUGAUGCUUUGCCUUCAAUAGCUCAUCCAAUGACUCAGUUUGCUAGUGGUGUUAUGGCUCUCCAGGUAGAUGGCUCUGUUCUGAACUACCCUGGCCUAAGUAAUACGUUCUGGGAGUCAACCUUUGAGGAUGCCCUCAACUUGAUAGCUCGUGUUCCUGUUGUCGCUUCAUAUGUUUAUAGGAGGAUUUAUAAGGAUGCCAGCAUCAUUCCAUUAGAUGAUUCUUUGGAUUAUGGUGCUAAUUUUUCCCCCAUGCUGGGAUUUGAUAGUCCUCAUAUGAAAGAGCUCAUGAGGCUUUAUAUCACUAUGCACAGGUUUGUGUUGGUUCUAUUUCGAGUUUUGAUUGGGAUCAAAUCACUUGUGGAGGAGUGCGGUGAAAAAAUAUCAAAGGAAGAGUAUGUCUGGAAAACGUUAAACAGUAGCAAGGUAAUUCCAGGAUAUGGCCAUGGUGUUUUGCGUAAGACGGAUCCAAGAUAUGUGUGCCAAAGAGUGUUCGCCUUGAAGCAUCUACCUGAUGACCCGCUUUUUCAGCUGGUGUCAAAGCUUUAUGAAGUUGUGCCUCCUAUUCUAACCGAGCUAGGAAAGAUACUAUAUUUCCAUUACCACUUCAUCUGGUUCCAGCUUUCUCACAUUGUGUCUAUGGGUUAUCUUCUCGUUUUAUUUUGGUUUCAGUUGAUAAGGGGCCGAGCUCUUGGACUACCACUUGAGAGGCCGAAGAGUGUAAACAUGGACUGGCUCAAUAACUUCAUGCGCUUGAGCCGCUGAGUUAAUCCCAGCCAUGUUGGUCAAGGUUCAUUCUCUUUCUUUCACCAACCAGCCUUCUCUCCCGUUUGAGGAUCUUUUAGCACAUUUUUAGAACGAUUAUCCGUAAUUAUUCAGAGUUUUCUUAUUGGUUCUAAAACACACAAUAAUGCUAACAACUAAAUAAACAGUAUUUCCUGUCUAUUGGAUUUAAGCUUGACAAUUACAAAGUGUUUUAGAACGUCAGAAAGAGCGUUUAAGCCAUCGAAAAAACAUGAUAAACCCUAGGCUAAAGCUAUAAAACUUAAUAAGAAACCCUAAACUUAUCUAGUCUCAAAUUUUGAAUAAUGUAUGUGUUUACCUUCUCUAAUGAACUUGAUCCUCUUUUAUCAUUUUUAUGUCUUUUUUUGCUAAAAUUUUAUGAUUUUUAUGGCGACAAAUAUUAUUCCCUUACUUUUCUUUUGAAAUCGACAAAGAUUAAUUUGAACCUUUAUCAACUUGAAUGCAUGGUGAACAUGAGCAAACUCCAUCUCUAACAAAUACAUUGUUAUGAUUAUUUUUCUCUAUGUCCACAACUUUGGCUACCAAGUAAUCAACUGGCACAAAGGUCAAGCCCAUCCAUGCGUUUGCGUUUAUUGGUAUUGAGUCAAGGAGUAAACUACGGUACACGAGAGGUCGUAUACUAAACAAUUAAGUAUGGCUAGAGGAGUCGUUGAAUUUUACUCUUUUAACUUUUGUGUACGUGA